Hemicordylus capensis (graceful crag lizard) is the source of this 2422-nucleotide messenger RNA. RefSeq names its product coiled-coil domain containing 22 (gene CCDC22). The transcript is spliced from 18 exons. Gene Ontology annotation, biological process: positive regulation of ubiquitin-dependent protein catabolic process. Bases 134 to 2086 code for a protein of 650 amino acids. Gene Ontology annotation, molecular function: cullin family protein binding. NCBI's taxonomy places the organism in Eukaryota, Metazoa, Chordata, Lepidosauria, Squamata, Cordylidae. The record is from RefSeq and is a predicted model, not a curated record.
GACUUAAACCCAACAGAAGGCUGGGCUUGGUGCAUGUCAGAACUCUUUUGCUUUUCAUAAAGCCAGGGACUGCAAGGCUUUAAAUAUUUGGACUCCGAGUUAUGUAGCAGAAUCUUGGCUGGUGCAGCUUUCUAUGCCAUGGAGCUUACACGGGGGUUCCCAUCUCCCUGGAUGUCCUGGCAUCAUGGAAGAGGUGGACAAGAUUCUCAUUCGUUCCCUCCGCCUCUCUGGGACGGAGAUCCCAGACGAAGUGCAGAGCAUCCGUGAGUUCACCACUGAGCUGAUAGUGGAAUCUGUUGUGCGAUGUCUCCGUGUCAUCAACCCUUCUGUGGGGGCAGGCCUCAGCCACAUCCUGCCUCCAGGCAUGUCUGCUCGCUUCCGGAUUGGCAUGAGCCUGGCACAAGCUUGUCAGGAUUUAGGAUAUCAAGGGGAAGUUGGCUACCAGACUUUCUUGUACAGCAGUGAGCCUGAAAUCAGACGCCUCCUCCUGUUUCUGGUAGAGAAGCUCCCGCGAGAUGCCUCUGAGGAUGCCAGUCAGCCUGUGGGCAAAUCAACAACGCUUCACAGAGCUAUUGCUGUUGCCAUCAAGGAGCAACUGGCUGUCCCCUGGGUGCCCCCUGCCUGUCGCACCCCCCGCCUGCAGCUGUUACAGGGUUCAUGCCUACUGAAGCGAUUCCAAGCUCAGCCCCUGGUCUUGCCUUGGGAGUCAAAUCUAGUCCCUGGGAAGGUGCCCCCAGAGAGGAAAGAGUUCUUUGUCAAGUUCCUGCCCCCUGUGUCAGCCCAGCUGCCACAAACAACGUCCUUGGUGCCAUCCCUGUUGGAGCGUAAUAUGGCUGAGCUGAGUGCAGCCCAAGAUUGGGAAAGUGAAUGGAAGAGCCAGGGCCUUGGAUCACGCAUGACUCCAGAGGAGUACCGUCAAUGGAAGCUUCAGCGGCUGCAGCGUCGCCUCCUGGACCAGCUACGCCAAGCUUCUCCUUCUCUUGGGCCUGCUCAGCCGGGCACAACCGGCCGUGACUUGAUCCAGCUCCUGGGCAGCUUUGGUGCUGGCCACGAGCGUGCUGGGGCUCUGGCCAAGGGGUCUCGUUUCACCCAUACUCAGAACUUGGCCUAUAAGCAGGAAGCCGAGCACCCAGUGCAAGUGGAGACUAUACCAAUCUCCCGGACAUCAGAACAGGAAUUAAGGGAAAAGCAGGCAGCAGAACUGGAGACCUUGGAAGGUGAACUGGGCCGUCUUGUGGGACAAAUUGGAGAUCUUGAGGGCCAGAUGGCCACACUGGGACUGACCCUCACACAGGUGGAGGGGGAGGUGCGGCAGCGGCAGUUAGGAGUGACAGAGCAGGAGCAGACAUUGCGUGUGAAGGGGCGUACUGUGGAGCUGCUGCCUGAUGCAGAGAACAACAUGGCCAAGCUGCAGGUGGUGGUUGAGAGCAGUGCACAGCGGAUCAUCCAGCUGGCUGCCCAGUGGGAGAAGCACCGAGUGCCGCUAACCCAAGAAUUCCGGGAGCUCAAGGCCCUCCAUAACUCAAAAGAGCUGGAAUCAUCACGGCGCCUAUUAGAGAUCAGAGAGCUGCAUGAGCGGAUCCGAUCAGCUGCUGAUGAGGCCAAGCACAAGGAAGAUCUCUACAAACAGUUGCUUGUGGAGUUGGAAUCCCUUCCCAAGGAUGUAUCUCGCUCUGCCUAUACCCAGCGCAUCCUGGAGAUCGUGGGCAACAUCCGUAAGCAGAAAGAGGAGAUCACAAAGAUCUUGUCGGAUACCAGGGGGCUCCAGAAAGAGAUCAACGGCCUGACUGGGAAGCUAGACCGGACUUUUGCUGUCACUGAUGAGCUCGUUUUCAAGGAUGCCAAACGCGAUGAGGCCGUGAGGAAAGCAUAUAAGUAUUUGGCAGCCCUGCAUGAGAACUGCAGUCAGCUGAUCCAGACAAUUGAGGAUACAGGCACCAUCCUGCGGGAAAUCCGGGACUUAGAAGAGCAGAUUGAGAGUGAAACCAGCAAGAAAACCCUGAGCAACUUGGAGAGGAUCCUCAGUGACUACCGGGCGAUGAAGCAGGAAAACACGGCACUCCUCGGCCGUACCCGAGAGACGUGAAGGGCCCCAGUACUCGCCACAGAGGGCGUGUGGGGUCUGGCCUUCCUUCCAUUCAGACUCUGCUGUGCCUCUAAAAAGAAGGGGCGUGGAGAAUGAGCGGGGCUCAUCCUGGCUCUGUCUGCAUUAUGAGUUGCCUAAAACCGAGCCAAAGUGCAGCACAUUUCUGGGGGAAACAGAUCCCUUGUGCUAUCCUUCUGACACAGAUUGUAUCUUGGAGAAGCAGAUGCGAGGGGGGUGCAUUGUUUCCUCCAUUUAUUAUUUCAAGCAAAACCCCUUAUUCUCCAUCCCCCCCCCUUAAAAAAAAAAUCCAAUAAAAUCUCAUUUUGUUUUUUUGCA